Molecule: messenger RNA, 1236 nt
Organism: Otolemur garnettii (small-eared galago)
Lineage: Eukaryota; Metazoa; Chordata; Mammalia; Primates; Galagidae
Gene: SERPINB10
Product: serpin family B member 10
Exons: 8
Coding region: 43-1236 (397 amino acids)
Biological process (GO): negative regulation of endopeptidase activity
Molecular function (GO): serine-type endopeptidase inhibitor activity
Source: RefSeq, a predicted model, not a curated record
AAUUACCAAUUCCGCUCCAGUGGAAGAAAAUAAGGUUUCCCAAUGGAUCCUCUAGCAUCAUCAAUCAGCCAGUUUGCCCUGGAGUUUAGCAAAGAGCUAGCCGCAUCUGCUGCGGGCAAAAAUAUUUUCUUUUCACCCUGGAGCAUCUCAAGUGCCUUGGCCAUGGUGUAUUUGGGGGCCAGAGGCACCACUGCAGUCGAAAUGGCCAAGGUGCUUCAAUUGAACAGGGACCAGGCUGACAAAACAGGUCCUGAAAGUGAAAAAAAAAGAAAAAUGGAAUUCAACUUGGGCAAGGCUGAAGAAAUACACUGUGAUUUCCAAACACUCAUUUCAGAAAUCCUCAAGCCCACCGAUGCUCAUGUACUUAAAACAGCCAAUGGGAUAUACGGUGAAAAAACAUACCCGUUUCACAACAAAUACUUAGAAGAGGUGAAAACAUAUUUUGGUGCAGAGCCACAGUCUGUUAACUUUGUGGAAGCUUCUGAUCAAAUCAGAAAGGAGAUCAACUCUUGGGUAGAAAGCCAGACCCAGGGUAAAAUCCUGAAUCUCCUGCCUGAUGACUCUGUGGAUUCUACAACCCGGAUGAUUCUGGUGAAUGCCCUUUACUUCAAAGGAACCUGGGAGCAUCAAUUCUUAGCGCAAAACACCACAGAAAAGCCUUUUAGAAUAAAUGAGACUACAAGCAAACCAGUGCAAAUGAUGUCUAUGAAAGAAAAACUUCAUGUUUUCCACAUAGAAAAGCCACAAGCCACAGGUCUUCAACUCUACUACGAGAGGCGUGAUGUCAGCCUGUUCAUACUGCUGCCAGAAGACCUCGGGGGACUGGAACAGCUAGAAAAGGCCAUCACCUAUGAGAAGCUGAAUGAGUGGACCAGUGCAGACAUGAUGGAGUUGUAUGACGUGCAGCUGUCUCUGCCCAAGUUCAAGCUGGAAGAGAGUUAUGACCUCAAGUCCACCCUGAGCAGUAUGGGGAUGAGCGAUGCCUUCAACCCGAGCAAAGCUGAUUUCUCAGGAAUGUCUUUAGAGAGAAACCUAUAUCUGUCCAAUGUUUUCCACAAGGCUUUUGUGGAAAUAAAUGAAGAAGGUACUGAGGCUGCAGCUGGCACAGGGAGUGAGGUGGGUUUUCGAAUUAAAUACCCCUCCAUUGAAUUCAACGUAGAUCACCCAUUCCUCUUCUUCAUCAGGCACAACAAAACCAAUAGCAUCCUCUUUUAUGGAAGAUUCUGCUCCCCGUAA